ACCCGGCCGGUCCUCACUCUGUCACCUCACAGUAGUCGUUGCCGGUGGCGGGUGCGGGGGCGCGAGCAGCGCAGGGCGACCUCUUCCCCGCCCCUCAGGCCGGGCCCGGGCUCGGUCUCCCCGCUCCCUCCGCUCCCCUCCCCCGUCGGGUACGGGAAGGUCUAAGCAGCUGCCGGGUGCCUGAGGGACUUAGUGGCUGCAGCCGCCACGGGUCCCGAUGGAGCCGCCGAAUCUCUAUCCCGUGAAGCUCUACGUGUACGACCUGUCCAAGGGCCUGGCCCGGCGGCUCAGCCCCAUCAUGCUGGGGAAACAACUGGAAGGCAUCUGGCACACCUCCAUAGUUGUACACAAGGAUGAGUUCUUCUUCGGCAGUGGCGGUAUCUCCAGCUGUCCACCGGGAGGUACGUUGCUUGGGCCCCCAGAUUCUGUGGUUGAUGUUGGGAGCACAGAAGUCACAGAAGAAAUCUUCCUGGAGUACCUGUCCUCCCUGGGGGAGUCUCUGUUCCGAGGUGAAGCCUACAACCUCUUUGAACACAACUGUAACACCUUCAGCAACGAAGUGGCACAGUUCCUGACCGGGCGGAAGAUCCCUUCUUACAUCACUGACCUUCCCUCUGAAGUUCUCUCCACGCCCUUUGGACAGGCCCUGAGGCCCCUCCUGGACUCCAUCCAGAUCCAGCCUCCCGGAGGGAGCACGGCUCCUGCUCCAGACCUCUCUGCCCAGGGCACUCAGCCCUGGCCAGAGCACGAUGGGCAUCGCAAGCUCCUUCUCUUCUCUCUCCUCCCCCACAUCCAGGCUCAGCUGAUUGCUCUCCUUCCAGUAGUCACCUCCAGACCCAGGGCUGUACCACAAAGUUAGCCUGAGUGGCUCCCCUGAGAGACUUUGAGUCACUUGGUUCAUUGAAAGCCACCCUUCAUGUGCAACAGCCACUCGUGCCAAUGCCUGUGCCUUAGGGUUUGUGGGGGGAGGAGGGAUCAAUAAGCCGUCUUCUCAGCUCUGCAGGAAGGCAAGCCCUCCCUCCCCCACCCUAGUCCCACCAUCACUAACUGGAAACCUGGUCUCAGGCUAGGAACCCCCGCAACCCCAUCCUCACAUUUCUCUGUCUAUCCCAGAACCUCAGGAGCCUGCUCACCGUGACCAGCUAGCUCCACACGAGUGUGCGUAGGCAAGCAGGAUGAGAAAGAUGUGUGUGAUUGUAUCACACAGCUGGGCACCUCUAUCGAGGUCCAUUGGUUUAAAGGAACAGGGAAGGAGGAGGAGGGAUGAGACUGUCACCCCCUCCCAGAAAUAAAGUUUGUACCUUUGAGAUUCCUUUUC
Molecule: messenger RNA, 1318 nt
Organism: Physeter macrocephalus (sperm whale)
Lineage: Eukaryota; Metazoa; Chordata; Mammalia; Artiodactyla; Physeteridae
Gene: DESI1
Product: desumoylating isopeptidase 1
Exons: 7
Coding region: 218-859 (213 amino acids)
Biological process (GO): protein modification by small protein removal
Molecular function (GO): peptidase activity
Source: RefSeq, a predicted model, not a curated record